Mugil cephalus (flathead mullet) is the source of this 3487-nucleotide messenger RNA. RefSeq names its product protocadherin alpha-8-like. The coding region runs from base 708 to 3350 and encodes 880 amino acids. Gene Ontology annotation, cellular component: plasma membrane. Gene Ontology annotation, biological process: homophilic cell-cell adhesion. Gene Ontology annotation, molecular function: calcium ion binding. Lineage: Eukaryota; Metazoa; Chordata; Actinopteri; Mugiliformes; Mugilidae. The transcript has a single exon. The record is from RefSeq and is a predicted model, not a curated record.
CACACAAGAUAAACUUUGAAAUAUUUGAAAGCAACUGGUUUGUUGUUGUUACCAUGCUGUAAAUAUAUACGUGGUUUUGGGACCUCAGUCAUUCAUCUCCGAGAGCUUGGGUUUUAUCUUUUUGUCACUAUCCGUGGUGCUGAAAGCACAAUUCGGAUUAUAUUUUAUAUCCAAAUCACAGGACAAAUAUCGUCAUGAAUAAGAACUUUAUGUAGAUUCAAAGUAUUCACAACAUGUCAGUCUGCAUAUUGAGUCACAGCCUUGGCAAUAGUUAUCAUAGAAAGUGUCAAUGAUAUAUCAGUGAUACAUUAUAAUAUGUGUUCAGAGUAACUCUCAUUUUUAUGAUACAUGUUUAAAAGCACAAUUUCUAGUUUGAUUCCAGCAAAAAAUAUAUUUUACAAUAUGAUCUGUGUACAAUAUUGAUAUUUUCAGUGGAGCCGAAUCAUUUUUAUAUAUCAUAUUGGAUUAAUAUGAACAUAUUUUUAUAUUUCCUUUAUUCAUAUAAUAACUCAUAUCAUUACGAAAAGGAAGAAGCGUACAUGUUUACAGUUUGUAGAGUCCUUGUGACAUCAUGCACUGGAAUGCCCUUAUUCAGAUGAAAAGUCUGGACGGGACUUCCUAACAUAGAAAUAUUGCGGUCUUGAAUGUAGUACUGGCAAAAGAACACGUGAGGACAGUGUAGACCAUCACAUUUGACUUCGUCUCUGAUGGACCGCGGCUCCUCCCAGAUUCACAUGAUGUUUCUCAGUCGAUGUAGACAAAGAGAGUCAGAGGACGAAAGAGAAGAGAAUGGUACGACGAUCACUCCCCUGUUGCGGACUUACAUGAUAAAAACGUUGCACUCCGGUUACUUUGAAGAUUUGUUUUUAAACAACGUCAUUCAUCAAAAGUAUUUUAUGCAUUUUUUUCUCCGGGCGUGUGGAAUUAUGACUGAACAAGGCAAAACUAUCUCUGUGUGGAUAUAUCUCGUCGUAUUGCUACUGGAUUGUUGCUGGGAAUCGGCGCUAGGGCAGCUCUCUUACUCCGUCUCAGAGGAGGUAAAUCUGGGGACUGUUGUCGGAAAUAUCGCCAAAGAUCUCAACAUCAAUGUACAGGACCUGGAGCCCCGCAUGUUUCAGAUCGUUGCUGGAUCAAAGAGAAAAUAUUUCGAGGUAAAUCUCAAGACCGGAGUCCUCUACGUUAGUGAGAGAAUAGAUCGAGAGGAACUCUGCGGCGAUGAAGCAAAAUGUUCCCUCAGCCUCGAAGCAGUAAUUAAUAAUCCGCUGAAACUGUACCGUAUUGAAAUAAUAAUCCUAGAUGUGAAUGAUAAUGCCCCAUCAUUUCUUAGCACGUCGCGAUUAAUGAACAUUGGUGAGAAUACAGCGGCAGGCGCAAAAUUUCCCCUAGAUCCUGCAGAUGAUGCAGACGUCGGUAAAAAUACUGUUAAUACCUAUAAGCUUAGUCAAAAUGAACAUUUUUCUCUGGUUACACAUAAAGGAGAGAGUAUAACCCCCGAAUUGGUCCUUCAGAAAGUUUUAGACAGAGAAAAACAGUCAGUGAUUCAACUAACACUUACUGCUAUUGACGGAGGAACACCAGCUAAAUCAGGCAGCAUGUCGAUAACAGUAAAUGUGUUGGAUAUUAAUGACAACGCACCUGUAUUCAGUCAAACGCUGUACAAAGCCAGUAUAUAUGAGAAUGCAAAGAUAGGUACAUCAAUAAUCACAUUAAAUGCAAGUGAUUUAGACGCAGGUCAAAAUGGACAGGUAUCAUAUUCAUUUAGUAACUUAGGUCGAGGAAAACAAACUGAUCUGUUUGCUAUAGAUGAAAAAACUGGGACAGUAACGAAUAAAAAGAAUAUCGACUUUGAAGAGAACAAUGCUUUUGAGAUCAGAGUACAAGCCAGUGAUGGAGCUUUGUCUCCCCUCACCUCACAUGCAAAGUUAUUGAUUGAAGUUUUAGACGUUAAUGACAAUAAACCUGAAAUUUCAGUGACAUCUCUGUUGAACACUGUGAAAGAAGAUGCAUCCCUUGGCACCGCAAUUGCUCUUGUUUCAGUGUCUGAUAAAGAUGGAGGAAAAAAUGGACUGGUGAACUGUAAGAUUUCUAAUAAUGUUCCUUUUAAAUUAGAGUCAAAUUAUAAGAAUUACUACUCGUUGAUUGUUGACGGUCCACUCGACAGAGAGAGUUCACCUCAAUACAACAUUAGUAUCACUGCUACAGAUGAGGGAAGUCCGCCUCUAUCCAGCAACAGCAUUAUUAAUGUACACGUCUCUGAUGUGAAUGAUAACAAACCUCUAUUUACAGAAGAGGUCGUUAAUGUCUAUGUGAAAGAAAAUAGUCCAGUAGGAGCAGUUAUAAAAACUGUGUCAGCACUGGAUGCAGAUAUUGAUCAAAAUGGUCAGGUGAGCUAUUCAUUUUUACAAAAUAAUAGUAACUCAUUGCCACUUUCUACAAUGAUUAACAUCAACUCAGAGACUGGAGAAAUCGUCGGCCUUCAGUCUUUUAAUUAUGAGGAGUUAAAAACGUUUCAGUUCAAAGUUCAGGCCACAGACUCAGGUGUUCCUCCGCUCAGUAGCAACGUGACUGUAAAUGUUUUAAUCCUGGAUGAAAAUGACAAUAGCCCCUCGAUUCUUGCACCUUAUUCUGAGCACGGCUCCAUUAACAGUGAGAGCAUACCCUACUCUGCUGAAGCUGGAUACUUUGUAGCUAAGAUCAGGGCUGUGGACGCAGACGCUGGAUACAACGCUCUGCUUUCUUAUCACCUGUCUGAACCCAAAGGAAACAACCUGUUCAGGAUUGGAACCAGCACCGGGGAGAUCAGGACUAAGAGGAGAAUGAGUGACAAUGAUCUGAAAACUCACCCCUUGGUGGUGCUGGUCUCUGAUAGUGGAGAACCCUCCCUGUCAGCUACUGUGUCUAUUGAAGUGGUGGUGGUUGAAAGCACUACUGACAUCCAGACUCAGUUCAGACAUGUGCCUAUAAAGGAGGACAACUUCUCUGACUUGAACCUGUAUCUGCUCAUCGCCAUUGUCUCAGUGUCAGUGAUCUUUCUGCUGAGCCUCAUCAGUUUAAUUGCUGUCAAAUGCCACAGGACAGACAGUUUCAGCAGGUACAGCGCCCCCAUGAUCACCACCCACCCUGACGGGAGCUGGUCUUACUCUAAAUCUACUCAGCAGUACGACGUGUGUUUCAGCUCAGACACACUGAAGAGUGAUGUAGUGGUUUUCCCUGCACCAUUUCCACCUGUAGAUGGUGAGCUGAUCAGUAUUAACGAAGGAGACACUUUUACCAGGACACAGACUUUACCCAACAAAGAAAAGGUAGGGUAUUUUUGCUUGAUGUUCAUGAAAUACAACAUUGCUAGAUAAUGCAAGUGUCAACUUUUGAGGCAGUUUUAUCCAUUCAAAUUGUGUUGCUGUCCGUGGUGCUGAAGAAGAGAACAUAGUGGAUCAGCACUUAGUAGUGGAGCUGCACUGAAAUCUGUGCAUAGAAAGCACAAAUUAAA